AUUUGAUAUGCAUACCAAUUCACACCAAGAUUCCUUUGGUCGCUUCCCUUAAAUCCCGCAAGGGUAGUGUACGAUAAGAUGAGCCAAAUGAACAGUUCGACGGCCCUCUUUCGAGGCUGGUUUUGUUUACCUUUACGCCAUCUAGCGAUUGCAGAAUGUACUGCGAGAAUGUAAAUGCGAAAAGUCAGACGCAGGCGGACGCAAGCGAACUCGACGAAGUGAACCGUGAUAAGUGAACCGUGUUUGUACCAGCACUGAAGCUGAAAUUGCUGUUGCGUUUACUCCUCUAAAAUUGUUUGGGAUUGUAACUCGUAAUCAGCUCAAAAUGUGGAAGAAUCAUGCGCUAUUAUAGUGUAAAGCAGAAUGUAAUAUUGUCAUGUGGUUAAGAACAAUCGGAAGGAAAUAUAAUGGCGCUGGUCACUGUAAUGGACAGAUCUUGCAGCGCAUAUCGCUGGCAGAGGAAGGUUGACCGAUAUUUCAAGCGAAGUGUGAAGUGUAUAAUAUCAGGAUGAGUAACACAAAAUAUAUGCCUUUCCUAAUAAUUGUCUAAUGUAUUUUUAAAUAAAGAAUAGGUUCUUACGACUGAAUGUAUCAUGACUGUGAGAUUGACAGAUCCACUCGUGUUAUUAUAGUAUCGGCAACAUGAGUGUAGUAAAUAAAAAAGAAGAUUUAAGUCAAACAGCUGGUGAACCAAGAGUUCCAGAAAUUUCAUUUGGGUCCCAUUUUGCUUUACAAGUAGCAUUGCAAACUAUGAAAGAGCGUUGUCAGCAGUUACAGCAGCGGCUCAUUGCUGUAGAGGGAGAAAAUUUGAGUUUAAGAGUGGAACUGGAAAGAACAAAUGUCAAGCUAACUGGCAGUGAUAAACAAGAGGAUGAUGGCAAUGCCUCAGAUGAGCUUCAUCAGCAAGUUGCACAACUUCAGCGUCAGAAGUCACAACUAACACAUCAUAUAUUUAUGGUUGCCAAUGAAAAUAAACAACUGUGGAGUCGUCUUAGUCGUUUGACUCAAGCAAACAGAUCAUUAGGAAGCCACCUUUCUCGUAUUAAUGAUACUUUGAGUCAACGAUCCAUCAAAUGCAAGGAUUCUUUAGAUGGAGAUCAGGAUGAAAGAAAUGGAAGUGGUCACUUUAGUAAGGAAAAUGGUCAAAUUAAUGGAAAUUCGUUGGAUGGCGAGGAUGUGAAAGAAGAAAGCUUGGAAGAGAUAUCUUUAAAAUUAAUCAAAAGUUUUCGUCAGGAAAAAAUUGAAUUGGAGGAGCAGUAUGCUCAGAUGGUAGAAAUACAGGAGGGAUGCCCACCGUUGGAGCUGGAUUUUGCAGUGUUUGAAGCGGAUUCACCAGUUGCUGAUUCUGAAGAUGACACUGUCUUAGAUGAAGUUCAAGAGAUUGUGGAGAGACUUCGAUCUUUACAAGCUGCUUUGCAAGAGCAGAGAGCACAACUUAGAAGUUCUCUUUCUCAUCUUGAAACUAUUAAAAAUGAAGGACGAAUGUGUCCACGGUGCCGAGGGCUGGGCCCAACAGUUUUGAAUGGUAGUAAAACAGCUCAUGCUGAGUUGCUUGAUGUGGAAAUGGAAGGUGCGCCUGCUUGGGCUGCUCCUGCUCUUCCAUCAAGUCAUGAUGUUCAGCGCCAGUUGCAGUGUGUGGCAGAGCCUCCUCUCUCUGAACUACCAACUCCAUCUUCAUUUAAGAGAGGCUCAGGACCAAGACGCCUAAGUGAACGAGCUGCAUCUUUUCAUGCCUCUUCAAAUCCUGCCUCAACACCUAUUGAACAAUGGAUGUGUCCCCUGUGUAGCAAAGUUUAUCCGAAAUCAGUGGAAUUUGAAGAGUUUCAGCAACAUGUAAUGAGUCAUUUUGCUGAUGAAGAUCCUGAACCUGAGUCCAUUAUAAAUAAUUUUGAAGUUGUUCCUAAAAACUUGGAUGCUUUAUAGAAAAUAUUUUACUACACUAGAACAGUAGCUUGGAAGGAAUACUUUUGUAGUAUGCUAUCUUCUGGGUUCCAGUGUGACAGAAUUUGGUUUGGAUAUAUUUAUGUUCUAUUCAAUUUAAAACUUUGUGCACUAUGAAAGAUUGUCUAUGAUGACUAGUUUAUACAGUAUAAAUGUAAUACAAAAUAUGUUUUACAAGGGAAUGUAAGUAAGUUUACUUCUGCAAACGGUAAUUUUUAUUUUAUUAAUUGAAACUCAAUGGUUCAUUAUGUGGAAAAAACUCUGGUAUUAUAAUAGAACGUAAUACUUCAGAAAGUAUUUAAACUAUUCAUAACAUUUUUUGAUUAAUAAUAACAAUUGACUAAGAGUUCUAAGAACACCCUGGUACAUUGUGUAGUUUAACUACCGGGAAUUUGUAAGUAUUAAGAAGGAAAUCCAAGUGAACCCUUACUAAAACAAUCGACAUGAAUGUAGAGGUCAAAGUGAGGAUUUUAUUAGAAUAUUUAUAAUUACAUUCUGUAACAAAUGAAACAAACUAGGUGUUUUAAUGCCAGUUUUCUGUAGCUUCAUAAAAUGUAAAAUUACAAGUAAAGUAUUGUACAUUUGAUUAUUUGACCUCGGCAAUCCCAAUUGUUAAAUAUUGCAUUUUCAAAUAUGGAUUAUAUUAAGCCUUGCCUAGCAAUAUUGAUGUGGACAAAAGUUUAAAGGACAGUCCUGACCAAACUGGUUUACAAGGACUAAGAAUACCUGGAACAAUGUUGCUUUAGGUAAAUAAAAUUUGUAUGUUCUUUGUCUGUGAUGGUAGUUUCUAUUUACCAAUUGUUGAAGUGAUUAUUGACUAUUUAAGGGUGCUGAGAUUGUAUUUUUAUAGUUGUGGGGAUUUAUUCUCCUUUAUUUCAUUAAUAAAGAAGUUUUUUGAUU
This is a messenger RNA of Gryllus bimaculatus (two-spotted cricket), 2841 nucleotides long. The record is from the annotation of a GenBank genome assembly. Lineage: Eukaryota; Metazoa; Arthropoda; Insecta; Orthoptera; Gryllidae.